AUGGACAGGAAGGAGACAGACAGGACACAGGAGAGACAGAUGAAGACAUCAGGACAGAGAGUGGCAGACAGACCAGGAAGGACAGGAAUAGAAGACAGACAGAGUGAGGGAGAAGGACAGGAACGAAGAGGAAGAAAGAGAAGGAAAUGGACACACAGAGGAAUGGAGAAGGACAGUGGACAGAAGGGAGGAAGACAGGACAGUGGAAGAGACAGGAACAGAGAGAAAGAGAGGACAGAACAGACGGAGACAGAGAAGGACAAGACAGGAAGGAUCAGACAGAGAGAAGGAGACAGGAAGGAGAGACACAGGGACAGGAAGGACAGGAGGAGGAGGACAGUGACAGAAAGAGACAAGACGAAGAAUGAAGAGGACAGGAAGGAGACAGAGACAUGGAAGAAGAGAACAGACAGGAAGAGUGAGAGACAGACAAGAGGAAGAAGAAGACAGAGGAAGAAAGAGACACAGACAGACAGACAGACACAGACAGGAGAGACACAGAAGACAAGAGGACAGGAAGGACAGAGGAAGGACCCCAGGAAUGAGACAGAGAUGGAAGAAAUCAGAGAGACAAGGACAGGAAGGAGAGGACAGACACAGACAGGAAGGACAGAGAAGGACAGACAGAGAAGACAAAAAGAAGGACAGGAAGACAGACUGAGACAGACAAGGAGAAGGACAGGAAGGAAGACAGACAGAGUGUGGAAGAAGGAAGACAAGGAGAGAAGAGGACAAAGGAAGGAAGAACAGAAGACAGAGGAAGAACAGAAGACAGAGGUGGAAGAAGAAGAGACAGAGGAAGAAGAAAAGGAAGGAGACAGGAGAAGAAGAGACAGGAAGAAGGAAAGAAUGAGAAGGAGACAGAGGAAGAAGGACAGGAAGGAAAGACAGAGGAAGAGGAUAGAAGGACAGGGGAAGGAAGAGGAAGCAGACAGAGGAAGAAGAGAAGAAGGAAAGAUAGAGAAGGAAAGGAAGAAUAGACAGGGAAGAAGAGAUAGAGAAGGACAGAGAGGAAGGACAGAGGAGAAAAGAAAGAGGUGGAAGAGAGGGACAGGAAGAAGAAGAGACAGGAAGAUAGGGAGAAGAGGACAGGAAGAAAUAGGUGGAAGGACAGAGGAAGAAGAGAAGGAGAGACAGAGGUGGAAGAAGAGAUGGACAGAGGUGGAGAGAAGAGAAGGAGAGAAGAAUGGAAGGAACAGAGAAAGUGGAUGGAAGAAGGACAGGAAGGAAGACAGAGGUGGAAGGAUAGGAGGAUGA
Molecule: messenger RNA, 1257 nt
Organism: Haliotis rubra (blacklip abalone)
Lineage: Eukaryota; Metazoa; Mollusca; Gastropoda; Lepetellida; Haliotidae
Product: RNA-binding protein 25-like
Exons: 4
Coding region: 1-1257 (418 amino acids)
Source: RefSeq, a predicted model, not a curated record